AUGACUCCAAUAGGACAGCUUAGUGUCUUUUGUAUCCUCGUGGUAACACUGUUUCAUUUUGGACAUUCUCUCAAACACACUGAUCAUGAUCAUGAUAUCGAAGAGAUUUCUAAACAUAUUAAGAACUUGAUAUAUCCUAGAUAUCCAAACGACUAUAGACAACAUAAGCCACAAAUAUACGUCGAUGAUUAUUCUAAACCUUAUAACAAUGAGCACUUUUCAACGGAUAAAUUAGAAAAACUACCAUCCAAAGAAUCUACUGGAUCAUCAGGAGGAUCUAAUUUACCGAAGGAUAAUGACAAAUAUUCCAAAAAUGAUGAUAAAUCGGAUAUUAGUAGUGAAAUAGAUAGCAAAUACGAUACUAAAAAUGGAGGUAAAGAAUGGUAUGGUGAAAAAGACGAAGAUGAUGUAAUUAAAAAAGAGGUUGGCAAGGAUGAGAUAAAAAAAGUAAGUAAUGAAGAAUUUGAUAAAAAUGAUGAAGUGACAAUUGAUACUGGAAAAGAUGGGUAUAAAAGCGAUGAAAAAACGGUAAUCCCUGAAAAUGAAUCUGAGGUAUCAAAUAAAGAAAACAGUGAAUCCAGCCAUAAAAUGGAAAUUCCGAUUUCUCCAUUAAGUUUAACAGAUAAUGAAAAGUUGAAAAUCACACCAAUCGAUCAAAUCAAUAAUGCUUUUUCUAAUGAUCACACAAAUAACGAAAAUAAAAAUAAUAACCCGUUACCAAUUAAAAUAGAAGAAAAUGUUAAACCAUUACUGAAUUUACCCGAAAGCUUACAACCUAAUCUAUCAGACAACAAAGACACAAAUAUUGCUACCGGUUACGAAUUACCAUCAUCAAAUCACAACUCUGACGGGUUUAAUUCGAUUGUGUCAAAUGCAAAUGCAGAUCCAACAACUGCUUUAAAUAAUGUACCAAGUGUUCCUGCAUUUGAAAAUCAAAACAGUGGUGUAUUAUACAACAAUGGUUUUUCUAACAAUAAUUACUUUCCUUAUAAUAAUGCUCCACCAUACUUCUACGAUCCAGGCUUUUCCGGUCCAAACAUAAAUACACCGUCAAACUUUGCACCUAAUAACUUUUUCAACAAUUACGUUCCAUCUAAUACUGAAUUUUAUAGAUAUCCAAAUUCUAAUCAACAGCUGUAUCAACCGGUACAAUUAAACAAUGGGCAAAUUGUACUUAUUCCAAACUAUUGGCCCAUAUAUCAGCCAAUUAAUCCAUAUUUACAAAAUGUUGGAAGUGGACAAGUGUAUCAACCAAAUAAUCAAAUGUAUCCGGGUCAAAUGAUCCCUCCAAUACAAAAUGUUAAUGAUGUCCCCGGUUCUAUAAAUAGACAAUCUAUUGUACCGGUUGUUCAGAAUGUACCUUGGUGGUUAUUAUACAGUAAUCAAAACGUACCGUAUAAGAGCGGCCAAGAUAACAAAGAAGGUGUUAACCCGAGGACAAAUACUCCACUAUCUACUUGA
This is a messenger RNA of Melitaea cinxia (Glanville fritillary), 1461 nucleotides long. RefSeq names its product homeobox protein 2-like. NCBI's taxonomy places the organism in Eukaryota, Metazoa, Arthropoda, Insecta, Lepidoptera, Nymphalidae. The transcript has 2 exons. The record is from RefSeq and is a predicted model, not a curated record. The coding region runs from base 1 to 1461 and encodes 486 amino acids.